CGUUUAACCGAGAAAACAUUUCAUUUUUGUACACUUAUUACAUGGGUUACUAGAAUAAAUUAGUUUAAAACGAUGUUGUAUAAAAAUCGAAUUAUUUUAAAAACGAUUGAAUUAUGAAACUGCAUCAGGCAGUUUCCACGGCCACCUAAAAGGUCCUGCUGCCAUUUGACAUUCCUUGCCUGUUAGCAUGGUGGUUAGCAUGUUAGCUGGGUGUAAGAGCAGUGGUGUUUAGUGGUGUUUAAUGAUGCUGGCUUUGCUCUCUGCGGCUGCUGCUCCUGUCCGUUUUGGACUGAGGAUUUUACAACGUUCUUCACUCAUUGCUGCUGUUGGAAAACUGUCGUUAGCUCGAUUACAUGUCCACACUAACAAGAACCUGACACUGAAUUACCUGAAGCCGCUGUGGGCUGGAAAUGAUCCCUGGUCUACAUUUAAACUUCACUCAGGUGACACUUCUAAAGGUGGGACAAUCAGAUCAGCUGUAGAACACAGGCGGCAGAUGUGCUAUGGACAACCAGGAGGAGGAGGAGGAAAGAAAGGAGGGAAGAGAGACUGGAAAAGUCGUUUACAGCAGGGUGAUGUUCCAUGGGAUGAUAAUGACUUCCGUUACACAGCGAUCACAGUGGCAGGUGUUGCAUCUGCCCUGCUCUACUUGUACCUCCGGGAUCCAGGCACUGAAAUUACUUGGAAAGACUUUGUCCAUCUCUACCUGGCCAGAGGACUGGUUGAGGGUUUGGAGGUCAUUAAUAAGCAGUUUGUCAGAGUCAUCCUAGUCCCUGGUGCACAUGGGUCAGAUGGAAGCUAUGUAUGGUUCAACAUUGGCAGCGUAGACACCUUUGAGCGAAAUCUAGAAGCAGCUCACUAUGAGCUGGGACUGGAGUCAUCAAACACAGUGCCAGUUGUGUACCGCUCGAAGAUUGAUGGGUCUUUUAUUAAGAGCAUUAUACCUACUUUGCUGCUGAUUGGUUUUCUGCUCUUCACUCUACGACGAGCAUCGAUGGGUGGCGGCGGCGGUGGUGGAAAGGGGCGUGGACUUUUCGGCAUGAGCGAAUCCCCUGCCAAGAUGAUGAAGGACAACAUAGAUGUGAAGUUUAAAGAUGUUGCUGGGUGUGAGGAGGCGAAACUGGAGAUCCUAGAAUUUGUCAACUUCCUGAAGAACCCACAACAGUACCAAGAUCUGGGUGCUAAGAUCCCUAAGGGUGCUGUGCUGUCAGGACCUCCAGGAACAGGCAAGACUCUGCUGGCCAAAGCCACUGCUGGAGAGGCCAAUGUGCCCUUUAUUACUGUCAAUGGCUCUGAAUUCCUUGAGAUGUUUGUGGGCGUAGGUCCAGCCAGGGUGAGGGACAUGUUCGCUAUGGCAAGGAAGAACGCUCCCUGCAUCCUAUUCAUAGAUGAGAUAGAUGCAGUUGGCAGGAAGAGAGGUGGAGGAAACUUUGGUGGUCAGAGUGAGCAGGAGAACACCCUCAACCAGCUGCUUGUGGAAAUGGAUGGAUUUAACAGCAGUACAAAUGUUGUGGUCUUGGCUGGAACGAACAGACCUGAUAUUCUGGACCCAGCUCUGAUGCGGCCGGGGAGGUUCGACCGGCAGAUAUACAUCGGACCUCCUGAUAUAAAGGGCAGAGCCUCCAUCUUUAAGGUUCACCUGAAGCCCCUCAAACUGGACCCGAAUUUAGACCCAGAUGCUCUUGCUAGGAAAAUGGCUGCUUCCACCCCUGGUUUCACAGGUGCUGACAUUGCGAAUGUGUGUAACGAAGCUGCCUUAAUUGCAGCCAGAUAUCUCAGCAAAGCCGUCAAUUCCAAACACUUUGAACAGGCCAUUGACCGAGUGAUCGGAGGUCUUGAGAAAAAGACACAAGUCUUGCAGCCCACUGAGAAGAAGACAGUGGCUUAUCACGAGGCUGGACACGCUAUAGUCGGCUGGUUCCUCGAGCACGCUGACCCACUACUCAAGGUUUCCAUUAUUCCACGUGGGAAAGGUCUGGGCUACGCACAAUACCUGCCUAAAGAGCAGUACCUGUACACACGGGAGCAGCUGUUUGACAGGAUGUGCAUGAUGCUGGGUGGUCGUGUGGCUGAGCAGGUUUUCUUUGGCAGAAUUACCACCGGCGCUCAGGACGACCUGAAGAAAGUCACACAGUCGGCCUACGCUCAGAUCGUGCAGUUUGGGAUGAGUGCAAAGGUGGGCCAGGUUUCCUUCGAUCUUCCACGGCAAGGCGACACGGUGCUGGAGAAGCCCUACAGCGAGGCCACGGCCGAGCUCAUCGACCAGGAGGUCAGAGAACUGGUGGACGGUGCCUACCAGAGAACUCUGAAGCUCAUCACAGAGCAACGUGACCUGGUUGAAAAGGUGGCAAAGCAUCUCCUGGAGAAAGAGGUUCUGGACAAAGCCGACAUGGUGGAGCUGCUCGGUCCCAGGCCGUUCGAGGAGAAAUCCACCUAUGAGGAUUUUGUGGAUGGCACAGGCAGCUUUGAGGAGGACACAAGCCUACCUGAGGGGCUAAAGGACUGGAACAAGGAAAAGGAGAAGAACCAGGAUGAGGUGGAAACCACCCAAAAAAAACAGGCAGCUUAAACUCUGAACAAGAUCUCAGACUGUCUCUCGUACCAGACCGAGGUGGCAUUUCUCUGGACAAAAGGUCAACACUUUGUGCUGUGACAUGUCUGUGUUUCACACGUGAAAUGUUCCUAAGAGGCUUAUAAUAAGAAUGAAAAUGCCUUAAUCAUCAGCAGAGGAACAGGAGUGAAAAUCUUGCACUGAAGUCUGUACGCCAUUUUGUCUUUUAAAAACCGGAUACACGACUUCGGACCUUGUUAUUUAAUUUCAGCAGUUUUAGUAGCUGGUGAUGGACUGAUUUUGUUUACAUUGUGAAUUUUUUAAUCUUCUUUAUGAAACAAAAGAGAAAAGAUGAUGUAUAUUUGUAUUUAUCAUUUGCAGACUGGUAUGAAAUCCUCAAUCAGACAAACCUGUAUGUUACACUUAUUUAAUUAAACACACCUAUUCCCACACACACACACACACACACACACACACACACACACCAUACCGUUUGUAAAUGAUUUUUCUGGAUGUCUUCUGUUUCACCAAAAACUUUUCAUGUACUCAAAAAUAAUGUGUUCACAAUAACAGGUGAAUAUAUA
Molecule: messenger RNA, 3135 nt
Organism: Tachysurus fulvidraco (yellow catfish)
Lineage: Eukaryota; Metazoa; Chordata; Actinopteri; Siluriformes; Bagridae
Gene: afg3l1
Product: AFG3-like AAA ATPase 1
Exons: 17
Coding region: 242-2569 (775 amino acids)
Biological process (GO): mitochondrial protein processing; protein-containing complex assembly
Cellular component (GO): membrane; m-AAA complex
Molecular function (GO): ATP hydrolysis activity; metalloendopeptidase activity; ATP binding
Source: RefSeq, a predicted model, not a curated record